Molecule: messenger RNA, 1529 nt
Organism: Sinocyclocheilus grahami
Lineage: Eukaryota; Metazoa; Chordata; Actinopteri; Cypriniformes; Cyprinidae
Gene: rab3da
Product: RAB3D, member RAS oncogene family, a
Exons: 5
Coding region: 248-916 (222 amino acids)
Molecular function (GO): GTPase activity; GTP binding
Source: RefSeq, a predicted model, not a curated record
AGCACAAAUAAAGACUGGUCGACAGCCAGGUCGCUGCAGUCAUCAAGCGUCUGGUUUUGCAACGCCCCUCUUUAGGGAAGGGAAUGGUCGGCUAUUAAACCGAUAAGGCGAGUGGACCCUUUCCAGUGUGUUUUGCGGGAAAAGUGAAACUGGAUCUGCGAGGACUGAAUGUCCGAAAACAGCUGAGAAAAAGCGCAACAUCAACUUUACAGAAUAAAAUAACCACCUCUAAGAACAGCCGGAUAAGAUGGCGUCGGCCAAUGAUACCCAUCAGCAGGCGCAGGUGCAGAAGGAUGUAGCCGAUCAGAAUUUUGACUACAUGUUCAAGCUGCUCAUCAUUGGCAACAGCAGUGUGGGAAAAACUAGUUUUCUGUUCCGUUACGCUGACGACUCCUUCACCUCUGCGUUUGUCAGCACGGUCGGCAUCGACUUUAAAGUCAAAACGGUGUACCGUAACGAGAAACGGGUCAAACUGCAAAUAUGGGACACAGCAGGGCAGGAGAGGUACCGCACUAUUACCACAGCGUACUACAGAGGGGCCAUGGGCUUCCUGCUAAUGUACGACAUCACUAACCAAGACUCCUUCUACGCUGUGCAAGACUGGGCAACUCAGAUUAAAACGUACUCGUGGGACAACGCUCAGGUGAUUCUGGUGGGAAACAAAUGUGAUAUGGAGGACGACAGACUGGUGUCCAGAGAGGAUGGAGAGAGACUGGCUAAUGAGCUAGGCUUCCAGUUUUUCGAGGCCAGUGCGAAGGAUAACAUUAACGUCAAGCAGGUGUUUGAGCGGCUGGUCGAUAUCAUCUGUGACAAAAUGAACGAGAGCUUGGAUGGAGACCCGAGCAUGUUAACCAAUCACAAAGGCCCGAGUCUGCAAGACAUGCCCCCUGAUGCACAGAGCAGCUGUGGAUGUUAAUGAUCGUCUCUCAGCAAACACUCAUCCCUGAAGGCAAACAUUCACACACAUGCACACACUCCCUCUCUCGCUCUAACACACGUAUACCGGAAGAGAGACAGCCAAUAUAUAGUAUGAAAUGCCAUCCAGACAGUAAGAAUACGGCAUAAGCCCCUUAAAAUGAAUCAUUUGAGUCACAUAGACAGGCCCCUCAGGGAUGGGUUUCCCUCAGUGUGAUGUGUGGCUGCUAAUACACUGAACUGUGACAUCAUGACGAGAACAGCCGGGAAAAUACUGCAUGAAACUGCAGAAAUCAGAAAAUCACAUGCCAAAGUCUUAACUGAAUGCUCAACGUUUUAGGAGAGUUUCAAACUACUGCAGUGUCUGUUCUGUUUACAACAUGCUCAGAUAAAAUGCAUCUGGUCGUCAUUGUGACGUAGCUUUGAAAUGUAUACAGAUUAUUUUAAUGGAUGCAAGAUCAUUGUUUUACUUCGUUAUAGGCGAUAAACAUUUUAGGACUGCUCUGGAAAUGAUUGUCAGUCUUCAUAGUUUUUGUUACUUGUUUCAAAGCAAGUCAUAUUAUAUUGGUCUUUGCCAUUUGCUUUAAAAACAAUAAAUUUGCUUCCCUGUGGAC